This is a messenger RNA of Cyprinodon tularosa, 4842 nucleotides long. It is a transcript of the gene galnt1, whose product is annotated as UDP-N-acetyl-alpha-D-galactosamine:polypeptide N-acetylgalactosaminyltransferase 1. Gene Ontology annotation, cellular component: Golgi apparatus. The coding region runs from base 542 to 2215 and encodes 557 amino acids. Lineage: Eukaryota; Metazoa; Chordata; Actinopteri; Cyprinodontiformes; Cyprinodontidae. The transcript is spliced from 14 exons. The record is from RefSeq and is a predicted model, not a curated record.
GAGAUGCUGCCAGUGUUUGCUGAGCACAUCAGCAGCCAGCCAGCCGGUCGGGGCUCCUGCCUCUCAGUCACACAGACAGCCGCAUAGGAGACAGGCAGCAGCGCUCAGGGCGCACGAGACUCAAACCCAUUCUUAGAUUCUCGCUUUUCGUAAAUGGAUAUAUUCAGAUGUAACGCUGUUUGAGGCCGGGUGGUGUUAAUUUUGGAGAAGAAAAAAAGAGAAACGGGCGAACUUCCUCUUUUUUUAGGUACCCGGUUCGUCUGAAACGUUUGCAGGGAGCCGCUCUCCCCACAGCGUUAGCUCGCUAAGCUAGCUAGCCCGCUAACUUAGCGGUGAGACUUUGUAUCAACGUCAGUUUUCUGCCUCGGAGCUAGCCUGCGGUCUUUUUGCGCCACGGCGGCAGAUUGACGUGACCUAUCAGGACAGGAGCAUGUUUGAGUGACACAUAAAAGAGGAAGUGGGAUCCCUGAGGCCCCGGCCCUCUCUACCAGUGGAGCACCCUGCACAUCUGGCCAGAGACCCCUCCAGUCAUUAGGAAAGGAUGCGAAGGUUUGCUUACUGUAAAGUGGUUUUAGCCACCUCUCUGGUCUGGGUGAUGCUGGACAUGUUCAUUCUGCUCUACUUCAGCGAGUGCAACAAGUGCGAUGAUAAAAAGGAGAGGGGACUACCUGGGAGAGCUGAUGGCCUGUCCAGACCACGGGACGGGCCUGGUGAAGGCGGGAAGCCGGUGGUGAUCCCUAAAGAAGAACAGGAGAAAAUGAAGGAGAUGUUUAAGAUAAACCAGUUUAACCUCAUGGCCUCAGAGAGGAUAGCUCUCAAUCGCUCACUACCUGACGUCCGUCUGGAGGGGUGCAAGAACAAGUUAUACCCUGAUAAUCUUCCUCGCACCAGCGUGGUGAUCGUAUUUCACAAUGAGGCUUGGAGUACACUGCUGCGAACCGUUCACUCAGUUAUUGAUCGCUCUCCACACACACUGCUGGAGGAGAUCGUCCUGGUGGACGAUGCCAGUGAGAGAGAUUUUCUCAAACGGCCGCUGGAGCAGUACGUCAGAAAGUUAGAAGUGCCGGUCAGAGUGGUGAGGAUGGAGCAGCGGUCUGGACUCAUUCGUGCCCGCCUCAAAGGGGCUUCCAUCUCUACUGGCCAGGUCAUCACCUUUCUGGAUGCUCAUUGUGAAUGCACCACAGGGUGGCUAGAGCCUCUGCUGGCCCGCAUCAAACAAGACAAGAGAACAGUUGUGUGCCCCAUUAUCGACGUUAUCAGUGACGAUACAUUUGAGUACAUGGCAGGGUCUGACAUGACGUAUGGGGGUUUCAACUGGAAGCUGAACUUCCGCUGGUACCCUGUGCCUCAGAGGGAGAUGGACCGCCGCAAAGGAGACCGCACGCUACCCGUCAGGACUCCUACCAUGGCAGGCGGCUUGUUCUCCAUAGACAGGGAUUAUUUCCAGGAGAUCGGCACAUAUGACGCAGGAAUGGACAUCUGGGGAGGAGAAAACCUGGAAAUUUCAUUCAGAAUCUGGCAGUGUGGAGGGACCCUGGAGAUCGUCACAUGCUCCCACGUGGGUCACGUGUUCAGAAAGGCAACGCCCUACACGUUUCCCGGAGGAACGGGACAGAUCAUCAACAAAAAUAACCGCCGCCUGGCAGAGGUCUGGAUGGAUGAAUUCAAGAACUUCUUCUACAUAAUCUCUCCUGGUGUGACCAAAGUGGACUACGGUGACAUCUCAUCUCGCAUUUCUUUAAGACAUAAGCUCCAGUGUAAACCCUUCAGCUGGUAUUUGGAGAAUGUCUACCCUGACUCCCAGAUCCCCAGGCACUAUUACUCCCUGGGAGAGAUCCGUAACGUAGAGACCAACCAGUGCUUGGACAACAUGGCUCGCAAGGAAAACGAGAAGGUUGGCAUUUUCAACUGCCACGGCAUGGGAGGCAACCAGGUCUUCUCCUACACAGCCAACAAAGAAAUCCGGACUGAUGAUUUGUGUUUAGAUGUUUCCAAGCUGAACGGGCCCGUCAUGAUGCUCAAGUGCCAUCACCUUAAAGGCAACCAGCUGUGGGAAUAUGAUCCUGUGAAGCUGACUCUGGUCCACGUCAACAGUAACCAGUGCCUGGACAAGGCCAGCGAGGAGGACAGCCAGGUGCCCAGCGUCAGAGACUGCACACACUCCCGUUCCCAACAGUGGCUGCUGCGCAACGUCACACUACCCGAGGUCUUCUGACCAUACAGCGCACCCCCCCAAACGUACACGCCCCCAAACACACAGAGCGGCCCAGAGCAAGCAGUCAGAAGAGCGGGCAUGUUUUAUUCAAUGUGGGCACAAGGACCGAGACUUCUCUGGUGGGGGAUUCAGGAGGAGGGAUGGGACGGUACUACCUCUGCCAGAGAUCAGAGGAAGGAGACUCUUCAAGCUUCCUCAGAGUGAAUAGAGAGGACUGUAGAGACUCUCUAAGAGAUCAUAUCUGUCGUUUUACAUUUGCUUUUUUUUUUUUUUUAAGAAGAGAUUCUAGAUGUUGCUGUCUCCGGCGAGUGGAGUCGAGGUUCUGCACACAGCUUCCCCUCAGCUCAUCACUUAACGUUUACUGACUGCCUCCGAUCUGUGUGCGUGCACUUAUCUGUGUGUUUGACCCGAGAUGAAUGUAUGCUUUUUGAAGGGGCCUGAAUAUUUGUUUUUGUUGUUUUCCUUUUUUUUUUAUUUAAUUUUAUAACUUGUAUUGAUCAUGGACUCUUAUGAAGAAGGAUGCAUGUCUGACUGCGUGUGUGAGAGAUCACGUCUGGUGUGUGCCUGCGUGUGUGGACGUGUCAGAGCCCCUCCUUUGCAGUCUUGUAACAGUGUAUGUCCCCCUCUGGUGUUACUUCUCGGUAUCUCGUCUUACAGACUGUAAUCUAAAGGAGGGCACGUAAUAUAGACAAAAAGAGGAAGCUCAAACCGACGUCUGCCAACAGCAGAAAUGUAGAGAUAGAGAAAUAUGUUUGUGAUAUCUUCAGAUUUCUAUGUCCAGUUUUUACAUGCCUUGUCUGUUUCUACUGUUUCAGUAACCUUUAGUUUCUCCUUUUCAUCAUACAGCAAAUGCACUCUCAAGCACAUCAACAGGCUUCUUGGAUAUUAAACUGAUACUGCCUACUGUAGUGUUUAACUAUGAAAAGCUGUCCCAUAAAACACUACAGAGCUACACUCUCUCUGCAGAAGGCCGUCCACACAUGAGCAUCUCAGUAAAUAAAAAUGUCAGACAAAAAUAUGAACCAUCAAAAAGCUAAAAUUCUUAAUUAAAUUAAUUAUUAAUUUAGUGCUUGAAGCUAAAAAAAAAGCAGUUUCUCAGAAAAAAUCCGAUUUUUUUCCCAUACGAAUUGCAGGUUGUUGAAAAGCGUUUCUAUAUACACUCAGCAGCCAGAUCUUUGAACACAGAAGAUUGCAUCAGUGCCACAAGGCCUGGAGGUAAACUACUGUUUUUGUUUUGCUUGUGCUUCUCCUAUCAUCCUGCAAACUUAGGGACGAUGAUUUGCAUAUGAAAUGAAAAUCAUUUGUUUCAAAUGAGGACUGGAUCGCUGAACAUCAGUCAUUCCUCUCUUUAAUCCCUGGUAAGACACUUCUGGGGUAUCUUAACAUGAAUAAAAAAUGCAGCUUAACUUCCAGAUACAUCAGUAGGUGGUGACUGUUAAUUGAGUGUACUUUUGAUUCUCCUUUAGUAUCAAAUAGGUUUUCUUUCAUUACUCUCAAGGCUGCUGAUAGCACUUUAUUUCAAAUGAAUUUUUUUUUUUCCUUCCAGUAAGCUUCCCAUAUGCUUGGAUAGAGAAUCCUAAUCAUCCAGCUUGUUUUUCCGUUUUGAUAUUUUGUGACUUCCUCCACAUGGAAGCUGUCAUUGAUUCUCUGCUGGAAACCAAACCAGUCAGCAGCCUUCAAAACCAAGCUGAAAAAAGAUGUUUAUAAAAAACAUCUUUAUCAGUCUAAUGCAACUUUCUAACUUUCUGGGAACUGCAUUUUAGUUUCAUUACCUGUUCCAAAAGAAUCAAAAUAACAGGUCUUAAUUGCUAAAUGUUUAGAAUGUGUUUUAAGUUACUGAAAUGAAUUUACUUCCUCGUUAAAUAUCUAAUAUGCUGAGAUGCAAAUGUUAUCCCAUAUCGACCUCUUUAAGGAAAUACACUCCAAGGGCCUCUUUUCUGCAGUGGAGUUUGUGGAUGCUUGUGAGCAUGUUCAGAACGUAUCCCAGUUUUUCACCUCCAUGCAUUCUAGGUAAAACUUGAUUUUAAUAUUUGUUUUUAAUUGUAUUUUGGAGAGCAACAAGCCCAUACUGCAGAUUAAUGCUCAGCAUAUCCCUUUCAUAUCAGCCUACACGCAGCAGUACAACUGCUGUUGGGACACAUAAGCAGCAUUUAUUUGGUGUUUUAGGAUAAAUAAACUAAGAGAAUAAGUAUGGGAGGCUGGAGAGAGCAGACUAUAUAUCUUAACUCAUAAUCACUUCAUUUGUUGCAAGUUUACCUACAGAACUUCUGAGUUCAUAUUUUGAACAACAGAAACGUGUCAUUAUCAUUUCAAAUCAAUUUUGUGUUUUAUUGUUUUUAAUUUUUUUGUCACUCCUGCUGCUGUAAGUCAGAGCUUGAGUCAUUUUGUAAAAGUUCAAAACGUUUCAGCUUCCUUUAGUGGGGGAAGGUUUACACGUGAUGCAGACUUUCCUAUCUGAGCACCUAACUGUGACGGUGAAGAUGCUUUUGAUGGUGAGACCGGGGAGUAUCAUUUGUUCCCAUGCUGGGGGCCGGGAGAGGGCAAGGUUAAAGGAACUGACAUGUCCAGGCUUCCACAUUGAGCUGAUCCAAAUGUAGAAAAUAAAGGUGAAAAGGUUUACAGAACAA